AUGGAAGAAGAUCAAUGUAGAGGAAGCAUUGAGCUGGAACAAGCACCAGAUGGAGAACUACCACAAACAACCAUGAGGAACUCAAUCAUGCCAACUGCCACAGACAACAAAUAUGCAGAGUCACCAAAACUAGAGCUGAAAGCCUUACCACCCAGCUUGAAGUACGCAUAUCUGGGUGCCAACAACACUUACCCAGUAAUCAUAAAUUCAAGUCUGAGUAAGGAACAAGAAGAGGAACUUAUCCAAGUAUUGAGACAACACAAGGAUACCAUAGGCUGGACACUUGCAGACUUAAAGGGGAUCAGUCCUUCAAUGUGUAUGCAUAAGAUCUUACUUGAAGAAGAUGCCAAACUUUUAAGACAACAACAAAGGAGGCUGAACCCAACUAUGACUGAAGUAGUUCAGAAAGAAAUGUUGAAAUUGUGGCAAGCAGGGGUGAUCUACCCCAUCUCAGACAGCCCUUGGGUAAGCCCAGUGCAAGUAGUCCCUAAGAAGGGAGGGAUCACUAUUGUGGUAAAUGAGAAGAAUGAAUUGAUACCCACAAGAACAAUAACCGGAUGGCCCUUUGAUAAACUCAAAAAGAAACUCUCCUCUGCACCUAUUAUAGCACCACCAAGAUGGGAUCUUCCCUUUGAACUAAUGUGUGAUGCAUCUGAUUUUGCUGUUGGUACUGUUCUAGGACAGAGGAAAGACAAGCUAGUACAUGUUAUUUACUAUGCUAGCAAGGUCCUUAGUGAGAAUCAAAGAAACUAUACCACCACGGAGAAAGAACUUUUAGCCAUAGUUUUUGCUUUUGAUAAGAGUGGAGCAGAUAACAAGGUAGCUGACCACCUCUCAAAGAUCCCACAAGAAGAAGAAAUGCAGCAAGUAGUACUAAAUGAAAGCUUUUGUGAUGAACAAUUGAUGAUGAUUCGAGUAGCACCUUGGUUCACAGACAUAGCUAACUUCAAGGCUAUUGGGAAGCUACCAACUAACAUCAAUAAGCACAUGAGGAGGAAGCUAAUCAAGGAUGCCAAACACUACAUCUGGGAUGACCCUUACUUGUUCAAAAAGUGUACUGAUGGUGUCCUAAGAAGGUGUAUAUUUCAUGAAGAAGGGCAGGAAGUGUUAUGGCAGUGCCACAGGUCAGCAUAUGGAGAUCACUUCAGUGGAGAAAGGACAGUAGCAAAAGUGCUUCAAUCUGGAUUUUACUGGCCAACAGUGUUUAAGGAUGCCAAGAAAAUGGUGUCAAGGUGUGAUGAAUGUCAAAGAGCUGGUAAUCUAACCAAGAGGAAUGAGACGCCACAGCAAUACAUACUAGAGCUGGAGUUAUUUAAUGUAUGGGGAAUAGAUUUCAUGGGACCCUUCCCAACCUCCUACUCAAAUAGCUACAUAUUAGUGGCUAUUGAUUAUGUUUCAAGAUGGGUAGAAGCAAUCGCCACUGCAACGAAUGACAACAAAGUUGUGAUAAGCUUCUUGAGAAGGAAUAUCUUCAGCAGAUUUAGAGUUCCCAGAGCUCUCAUUAGUGAUUCAGGGUCACACUUCUGCAACAAACAACUGGAAGCACUCCUUCUCAUAUAUAGAGUUAAACACAAAAUGGCAACUCUAUACCACCCACAGACCAGCGGGCAAGCUGAGAUCUCCAAUAGAGAGCUGAAAUGA
Messenger RNA from Arachis duranensis, 1641 nucleotides. RefSeq lists its product as uncharacterized. Lineage: Eukaryota; Viridiplantae; Streptophyta; Magnoliopsida; Fabales; Fabaceae. The transcript has 3 exons. The record is from RefSeq and is a predicted model, not a curated record. Gene Ontology annotation, molecular function: nucleic acid binding. The coding region runs from base 1 to 1641 and encodes 546 amino acids. Gene Ontology annotation, biological process: DNA integration.